Drosophila grimshawi is the source of this 2822-nucleotide messenger RNA. It is a transcript of the gene Ets21C, whose product is annotated as DNA-binding protein D-ETS-6. The coding region runs from base 508 to 2019 and encodes 503 amino acids. The transcript has 3 exons. NCBI's taxonomy places the organism in Eukaryota, Metazoa, Arthropoda, Insecta, Diptera, Drosophilidae. Gene Ontology annotation, biological process: cell differentiation; regulation of transcription by RNA polymerase II. Gene Ontology annotation, molecular function: sequence-specific DNA binding; DNA-binding transcription factor activity, RNA polymerase II-specific. Gene Ontology annotation, cellular component: nucleus. The record is from RefSeq and is a predicted model, not a curated record.
GGGCAGCGAUUAAUGAUCGCGUAUCGUAUUAGCCAGCCAAUAACCGUUAUUAAGUUCUCGCACUUUUCCAUCGAAUAUUGAGAAUUUUCCACUGAGCUUUCCGCUGUGACAACAACAUAUUGAAAUACAACCAAUUUACAAAAAUUUUAUAAACACCGGUCUUUAAAGCGGGCGUGCAUUUCAAAACUGUGUGAAUCACCCGACGAUUUUUUAAGUCCUAAGCGGACCUGACUGUGAACAAUCGUAAAAGUCUAGAAUCGUUAUUAUUCUUUUCGAAAUCGACCAUUAAGUAUGCACAAUAAAAUUUCCAAGACACCGGACUUUAAAGUGAGCAUUUAAAAAAAAACUGGUGUGAAUCACCUGACGAUUUAAAUAAAUCCUAAGUCCGUAAAUAAAGUGUUUUCCCUGCAUUCAAAUAUUAACAAUAACAAUGACGCGGAAAAGUGUUAACUGCAGCUGAUAGUGUCUGUGUUCUGUGUAUGUGUGUGCCACGAGUGUUAGUUCCACAUGGCCAUUCUGUGCAACCGCAACCAAAGUCAAAUACAAAACCAAAUCCUGUGCGUUGCAAGGUCAAACCAGGUGCUGAGCUUUAAUGCCAUGCACCAAGAUGCAAACCGAUCAAAUAGUUUCGGAGAAUCCACCAAUCAAAAAACAAGAACGGAAACAAGUGCAGCAGAAACGACGCUGGAUGCACCGGAGAAGAAAAAGGAGACACGUCCACGACGUCGUCGUCGGAGACGCUGCAGCAGCACAUCCUCUGACUCUGAUUCCACAAGCUCCGACUCUGACUCAUCCCAAAGCAGCAACAGCAGCAGUAGCAGCAACGGCAGUAGUGACAGCAGUAGCAGCCGCACUAAUGGAAGCAGAAGCAAGAGCUCAUGGUUGCCAGUGUCGGUACCGCUUGUUGCACCCACCCCCACCUCCCCGCCAUUACCGAUACCCGCACACGACGCCGAUGAGGAGAGCAGUGCGGAGACGCCUGUGGUGCCCGUGGAUCCGCACGCAUGGAGCGCAGAUGACAUUGCCAGCUGGGUGAAAUGGCUGACACGCAAACUGAAGAUCGAUCCAGAGCCGGAUAUCACACGCUUCCCCAAAGAUGGCAAAGAGCUAUGCGAACUGAGUCGCUCAGAUUUCUGGGUCUGUGCUGGGUCGCGUCGUGGUGGAAUUCUUCUAGCAAAGCAUUUCGCCUUGAGUCUAUACCGUGCCACAGGACGCGAGACGAGUCCGAUGCUCAAUGAGAACGAGCCAAAUCCAUAUCAGCUGCUGAAUGCUGCCUCGCACCGAUUGGUCGCCCAGGGCUCGGGCGGCCAAAUACAGUUGUGGCAAUUUCUGUUGGAGCUGCUCGCUGAUUCGUCGAACGCAAGCUCAAUCACCUGGGAGGGCCAAUCGGGCGAGUUCCGGCUCGUCGAACCGGACGAGGUGGCCAAGCGUUGGGGCGAGCGGAAGGCGAAGCCAAACAUGAACUACGACAAGUUGAGCAGAGCUCUGCGCUACUAUUAUGACAAGAAUAUCAUGACGAAGGUGCAUGGCAAGCGGUAUGCUUACAAGUUUGACUUUCACGGUCUGAUGGCCGCUUGCCAGGCACAGGCGCAGGGCUGCGAUCCAACCAGUAGCAUGAUUAGUUCCUACAAGCAUCAUCAUCAUGGCGCCGCUGGCGGCGGUCCACAUGCGAUGCCACCGCAGCAUCUGCAGCAUCAUUUGGGACAUCAUUCACAUCCUCAUGUGCAUCCCCAUCCGCAUCAUACGCACGCCCAGCUGCUACAUCCACACGCCGCCGUGGAGUUAACAUCGCCGACUUCGACCUGUUCCAGCCUGGGAUUUCCCUCACCCUCGACGGCAUCUUCGCUGCCCUCGCCUGGUACUCAGGUGCCGUCGGUGUUUACGGGGCCAGGCCCUUAUGCAGGAGUAGUCGCCACAUCCGCCGGCUCCAGUCAGUCGGUCGAGCAAGCACCCAGGACAUCCAUAGCCUCAACUUCGACCUAUGAGCAGCGCACACCGCCCAGCAAUGCAUUUAAUUGAAAUGACAACCCCAAUUUGUUUGGGGUUGCUUUAUAGUGCGGUCAUCAGUGUGGUGGAAUGGGGGUUGGGGGUUACAGGACUUGCGCAAGGACCGCCCGCUGCGCACAAGACAACGGUUACUGUCUCCAUCCUGCACUAGCAGGCAUCCGGGUCUGUGCGCUGGACUUAACUGUAAAAAGGUCAUUUCGCUUAAUUCUAGCUACAUUUGGGUUAAUUGAGUAAUUUUUCCGUAUGUGAUAAACAUGGAGCAAUGCAGCGAGGAGCAUCCCAAGAAGCAAUACGAGUGAAGGGACUAAAUUUCCCUGGGCUAAUUUGUUACAUCAUCUGUUAUCUGUCGCUUUUAAGCCUACCUUUUAAUUUAAAUGCAUGUAUCUAUGCAAAUAGAGCUCUCCACAUAAGGAGCUUAGUUCCAGUAGUUUUCGCAGCAGUUUUAUGCGGCAAACUUAAUUUACCGGAAGAAAGUUAUUUUUAACACCAGAGAUUAUGUUGGUACGCUAUAUUGUCUUGUGAGAAGGUUAAUCACAUCUGGCUACUUUGAGAAAAAUAAACCAGAAGCCUUUCUCAAAUCAAACAUGUGAUUUCACCUGUAUAAUUCGAAUUCCUUGAAAUCCGCUAUCCAUAACUUAAAAUAAAUAGUAUUUAUUUAUUGCUACGAAUUAAUUUUAUGCGGUUUUUGACAAUGCUAUAUGCCAAAAGUACAAUUCAGGUUCCAAUCUUCCAGCGGCUUGCCAAAUCUACUGCACGAAACAGCUGCUAAAACUACUGAAACUACUCAAUAAUAUUUAUAUAAUUCUAAGUCCACA